UACUCCCAUACGAAUUCUUGCCAAUCUCUUCAACGCAGAAGAAGAGGUUGAGAUUAUAACCUAUAUAAAAUUUUACAUGGGAUCUCGUUGAGUUUUUAAAUAGUAAGCAUGGAAUUAGAUCCUAUAACAGAUUCGAAAUUGACAAUUAAACUAUUUAAACAUGUUACUAACACCAGACAGCUAAAAGAAAGCCUUAAAAAUGGUCAAUUAAAGUGUUGCAUUAUCAAACCUGAAUUAAUAUUUGAUCCAUUCCAGAUAAUUGUAGCUGUAAAUAAAGCAGUGUUAGCAAAAAAAUUGACAACAAAGACUAUUUACACCGAAAUAUUAUUCAAUUUAUCUAUAACCAAAAACAUAUUAAAAAGUUUACAAACCUUUGGAAUUGAUGAAAAAGACGUUACCGUAUUGGUAGUUACCCUUGAUGAGGACAGAAAUAUAUACCAGCAGAUCGAAGGCGUUGAAAUACCAUUGGAUGAUCUUAAGAAAUAUACUGAUAUUAAUUUAAUCAAAAAAACUUAUAAAAUAAGUGAAAACGAGUCUAGGGCAGGUUGAUCAGUAUAAUUGUCCAAAUGAAAACAAGAAUUGGAGACCUUGUUGGAACAAAACCAUAUGCCACCAAAAAUAUGUUUUAAGGUUUAUAUAUUUAUAUAAUCAAAUUCUGAAAUCAUGUUUACACAGUAUUGAAUAAAUGAAGAUCGAUAAAUCACCAAAUGCUUUUUUAUUGGGAUAAUAGAGAAGACCAUGUCAAUAC
Molecule: messenger RNA, 748 nt
Organism: Diorhabda carinulata
Lineage: Eukaryota; Metazoa; Arthropoda; Insecta; Coleoptera; Chrysomelidae
Product: EKC/KEOPS complex subunit Tprkb-like
Exons: 2
Coding region: 109-549 (146 amino acids)
Biological process (GO): telomere maintenance via recombination; tRNA threonylcarbamoyladenosine modification
Cellular component (GO): EKC/KEOPS complex; cytosol; nucleus
Source: RefSeq, a predicted model, not a curated record